Penicillium oxalicum is the source of this 2247-nucleotide messenger RNA. RefSeq lists its product as uncharacterized. Gene Ontology annotation, biological process: regulation of DNA-templated transcription; DNA-templated transcription. Gene Ontology annotation, molecular function: DNA-binding transcription factor activity, RNA polymerase II-specific; zinc ion binding; DNA binding. The transcript is spliced from 6 exons. Bases 1 to 2247 code for a protein of 748 amino acids. The record is from RefSeq and is a predicted model, not a curated record. Lineage: Eukaryota; Fungi; Ascomycota; Eurotiomycetes; Eurotiales; Aspergillaceae.
AUGAAGGCCACUGUCGGCCACAAGGGCCAGCCAAGAGUCCUCAGAGCUUGCGACUCAUGCACGCAUUCAAAGCAGAGGUGCGACGGGCAGCAGCCAUGCCGUCGUUGUGCAGAACGCAAAGAGGACUGCAAAUUCACCAAGGCAGUACGGAAGCGUGGUCGUCGACCACGAAACAGUCUCAGUCAAAUCCAUGAAUCCGCUGGAACGACAAGGGAGAGCAUGCAAUCUCCUCACACCCAGUCCGCAAGUCCCCAAGGCACAAUCUUCUCAAGCGGUGCAUCGACGCAGGAGGGGCUUUCUGCAGGGUUGCCGUUGGAUCGUCGACCUUAUGGUGUUGACACAAGCGCAACUGAAACCCAGCGUUUCCUGACAAGCCCUUCCGAUGCGGAAAAAAUGACAAGGCACAGCCAAGUCUUUCUGAAUCAAGAAAACGUGAUGAAUGGGCGAUUUCAAACACCGGCAAGCAAUCUUUCCCUAGAUCAUCGCGGAUCGCUACCAAGCAUUCAUCAGGCCGUGUUUGAUAACAUGCCAGGAGCAGCCGCAGACCACUUCUCAUUGAGGCCACCCUACCGUUGCCUUGAAUCGAUUCUUCCUCGGCUGGGUGGGAUUCUUCUCGCCGAAGAGGCAUCGGAAAUGUUGGAGAUUUUCUUCAAUGAGAAGCACAACUCUAUGUUCAAGUCGACCUCCCCUUACUUGCUGGCUCAUGUAUUGCACCCAUCGUCAGUCCUUCAUCCUACAGAUCCUCGACCCACAUCGCCUGCUCUCAUUUCAGUCAUCCUCUUCUGUGUCGCGCAGACUGCCGACAUGCGAAUUUUUGAUACACCUGGCGCGCGAGAACGCACGAGCGUGGACUUGUAUCGUCUUUCAAUGGACUUGCUCCAAUCGGAGGACCCAGACAACUACUUUCGAACAUCGGCGCCAGAUGGCUGGCAAUUUCACCCACAUCCUAGCAGCGGCCCACCAAGCAACUCGCACUCGGCACCAGAUCGACAAAGCAGCGGCAAAGCGUUACUUCCACGCCAACUGGGAUCCACAGACACCAUCCUGGCGGUAGCGAUAUUGACCGUGGUCAUCUCCGGGGGCCAUUAUAAAGCCGACUCGCUCAAGUGGCGUGACAAGCUGAUCCGGCUCGUCCGCGCAAGCGGACUGAACAUGGAAGACCAAGAUAUCGAUCUCGGCCCUGUAUUUUGCGGGCUAUACAACGGUGAUGCCACGUUUCGACGGUGGAUGGUCGCCAAGGAGGAGCGCAGGCGACUCUUCUGGCUUAUCUAUUGUCUCGACCGACAUUUGGCUCUCUCUUUCAACAUGCGAAUAAGCAUUGCCGAGGGUACCUUUUGCGUCCGCACACCCCUACCUGAGAAAUUAUGGCAGACUCUCGACACGGCCGAUUUAAAUAGCAUCCCUACGAAUGAACUGGGCCCACCAUCUCAGAUUUCAGGGACUGGGUUCUUUGAGUAUUUUCUGCCUCUGGCGCGGGUGCUGGGACAUAUUAUCGAUCUGCAUCAUUUCAAGGCCCACCCUACGAUCGGGCACUUCAUUCCGCAUGAAGCCAUCCAUCGCAUCGAGACCAUGAUCGCCCAGCGGGAACAGGAGGUCGCUGAUUUGGAAAAUCAGACAGACACGAGCUUGCCGAAUGAUGUCGCUGCACGGCCGUUUCCUCGGUCGUCGGACGGGGGAGUUGCCCCCGGUGUCGAGACCUUUGGCUCUCCCUCCGCAAGCAUGACGAAAGAUUCAAAGGUCCAGCUCGUCAAGAUAUACAGUACUUAUCUCCUGCACGUCUUUUACAUUCUCCUUCACGGCAAGUGGGAUCCUAUCUCCAUGAUUGAGGAUCGCGAUGACUGGAUUACCUCGGAAAGUUUCGUGACCUGCGCUUCGCAUGCCCUGAGCGCAUCUGCAGUCGUUUCGCAGAUUCUCACCAUUGAUCCCGAAAUGACGUUCAUGCCUUAUUUGUUCGGGAUAUACCUGUUGCAAGGGAGUUUCAUCCUCCUUCUCUUUGUGGAUCGUAUGCCGGAACUCGGGCCAAAUCGGUCGGUGGAAGAGGUCUGCGAGACGAUUAUUCGCGCCCAUGAAGUGAGCGUGGUCACCCUUGAUACGACGUUUCAGAAAAACUUUCGCAAGGUGUUUCGGUCCAUGCUGUACGACGCCCAGCAGGCUGGACCACAUUCUUGGGAUGAGCAUAAGGCGCGUCGGAGAGAACUACUGUCUUUAUAUCGAUGGACACCGCUGGCCCAAGGGCUUGCAUAUUAA